AAGACGGAUGCUGCCUGGAGGUGAAGCUGCAGCUUCUCCAGUCGUCUUUGACGUUCCUGCUCCCACACUGCGUUUCCCCCCUCCGUCUAUGUCUGACUGAGCACUGACACGUCCGUGUGGGCUCCCUGGGAGCGUGUGACAUGGAGACGGGUCCUGCGUCUGCCCACUCCUGAGGGGCUUUGGGGUACCUUAUCAACCGCAGCAGCCUGCCUAUCUGCCUGCCUGCCUGCCUGCCUGGCUGACCGACCGACCAGGGGAAGACAUCACCUUGAGGGGAAGUGGCUCCAGUAUGAGCUUGUUGUCGAGUGUUGAUGGGACUGCGUUGUCUCCCACUGGUGCUUCGGCUCGUGACCGUAGGGGAGGCUGAACGUGUCGGGCAGGGACGAGGAAGAGAGGGGAUCGGGAAGGGGGGUCGGGUCGAGAUUACUGAGGUCGAUGAGGAUGAAUACGAUGAAGAACAUUGUCCCAUUCACGAAAGUGGUUGCUAGCGCUGGUUCUUAUCAGGCUGCUCCAGGCUCAGAGCACUGGUCAGGUGUUGGAGGCUGAUGGAGACUGUGAACCUGAAGGAGCCCAGUAUCAAGAGGGUGAAGCCCCUUUCCAGAGUCACAUCUCUGGCCAGCCUCAUUCCUCCAGUGAAGACUGCACCACUGAAACGGAUUGGACAGACUCUGCAGCGGUCCAUCAGCUUCCGGAGCGAGAGUCGGACGGAGAUCACGGCCCUGCGCCCCUGGAGCCGCCCCGCCCCCCCAGCCGUGGCGAAGCGGCGUGACAGCAAGUUGUGGAGCGAGACCUUUGACGUGCGGCUCGGACACCAGACGCUGUCCUCCAAGGAGAUCAAACGGCAGGAGGCCAUCUUUGAGCUGUCUCAGGGGGAGCAAGACCUGGUGGAGGAUCUGAAGUUGGCCAAGAAGGCUUACCAUGACCCCAUGCUCAAGCUGUCUAUCAUGACAGAACAGGAGCUCAACCAGAUCUUUGGGACCCUGGACUCUCUCAUACCCUUACAUGAAGAUCUGCUGAGUCGGCUGAGAGAGGCCCGUAAACCCGACGGCUCGACCGAACAUGUGGGACACAUCCUGGUGGACUGGCUGCCGUGCCUGGACUUGUACAACAGCUACUGCAGCAACCAGGUGGCCGCCAAGGCCCUGCUGGACCACAAGAAGCAGGAUCACCGGGUCCAUGAUUUCCUCCAACGCUGCCUGGAGUCCCCCUUCAGCAGGAAGCUGGACCUGUGGAACUUCCUGGACAUCCCACGCAGCCGAUUGGUCAAGUACCCGCUGCUGCUCAGGGAGAUCCUGAAACACUCGCCCAACGACCACCCCGACCGUCAGCACCUGGAUGAAGCAAUCAGCAUGAUCCAGAAUAUCGUGGCAAAGAUCAACAGGCAAACUGGGGAGUCCGAGUGUCGCUUCUACAAGGAGCGUCUGCUCUACCCUGAGGACAGCCAGAGGGACCUGCUCAUAGACAGCUCCCGGACACUCAGCUGCCACGGGGAGCUCAAGAACAACCGAGGAGCGAAGCUGCACGUUUUCCUGUUCCAGGACGUGCUGGUCAUCACAAGGGCCAUCACCCUCAACGAGCUGCUCCGUUACCAUGUCUACCGCCAGCCAAUCCCUGUCCGCCUGCUGGAGUGGGAGGACCUGCAGGACGGGGAGAUCCGCCUGGGGGGGUCGAUCCGCGGGGCCUUCAGCAACAACGAGAGGACCAAGAACUUCUUCAGGGUGUGGUGUCGUAGCGGAGGCCAACUCCAGUCCCACUCUCUCCAGGCCAGCGACGCCUUCAACAAGCAGCAGUGGCUCAACUGCAUCCGCCAAGCCAAAGGAGCAGCCCUGGAGGUGGCCGUGGGUCAAGGGACACGCGUGCAGUCGGUCCCCAAGCCACAGGGGACCCCUCCCGCACGGGAGGAGGGGCGUGUGGAGAGUACCAAGCCCAUAGCUAUGGACCACAGUGACAGUGAGGCCUCAGAGUGCAGUAUGGACACGAGCGAGGCGGGCUCCGACUGCCCUCAGAUGGAGCACACAGACUCGAGCUGUCGGGCGCAAGCCGUGUGACCUCAGGAGGGAAGGAGGGUGUGGGCAGGAGAGGAGAACCUGUGCAGUAUUGUAACUUGGCCAUUCCCAGUAUGAGGGGAGGUGAGGGGGGGGGGGGCAAGAAGACAGUGUAGCAUUGUACAGAGCACUUCACAUCUUUAGCUUUUGACUUCAGGUUUACUUUGGAUUUCACACUUUCUUUCGUCAAUCACUGGUCGGUUCCUUUGAGACUGUGGUGUCGAGUUCGGUGCAGGCAAUCCAGUGUUACUUUGCUGUGUCUCCAUGGCAUGGAUCUUGGUUAUGUGUGUGUGUUCAUGUGAUAACUGGGACCUCCUGAAGGUUAAGUGAGUUUCCCUUGAUUUUCUUUGUAACUCUGCUGCAUCCUCAGCCUUACCACCAUCCCCUCGUGAAUCAUAACAGACCUUGAUUGAGAGUCCUUUACAAAUUCUUGAGGUAUGUUUGAUAUAAUCAUCUGGGCAUACCAGCCAAAGGAGUUUGUGCACAAUGGGAAAGGAUCCCAUUGCUUAUGUUUGAUUAAGCUUGUGAACCAACUACAUCUGAUGAAUUUGAAAGCAUUUGCUUAAGUUGGAACAAUCUAAAUCUCAAAGCCAUCUUUCCUGCCCAACCUUAGUGCACUGGUCUACUACUGUCGCUUGAGAAGAAUGACAAUAUUAAGUUAUUCUCCUUUUAAAUAAGAUAUAUGUAUAUUAGUGUACUGUUUGAAUACACACACUUUUCUUCAUUUAUUUUUUACAAUAAUCACCUUGUUAAGACCAGGAGAAUGUUUCCUUGAAGACAAUCUGUGUUGGUGAUAUUGAAAACAGGAUGUGACUCCACUAGUGAACUCAACAAUCCGGCCCUUGAGAGUUGUGAUGGAGAGAGACGGUAUCCAACCCAGGGAUGUUAGACAGUGUUAACCCACUGAGUGUAGGUCCUACUCUGGAAGUCUUUGUGUCUCAGGCAAGGUUACUCGUCAUGAUCUGUCAUCGGUUGUAACUGACUCUAAUGUGGUUAAUGACCACCCAGGGUUAUACACAAAAGACAAUUCCCAGACCAGCAGGUCAGGUUAUCUAAGUAGUAGACAGUUUUGCAGAUCUUAUUUCUGUGUCGGCCUACCUACAGUUUCAUUCCAGUAAAAUGCUAAUAUAUAAAAUGGACAAUCUUAACUAAAGGAGGCUGGAGACAGGGAGAGCUGCCUUUGACAGAAUUGUAGACGUUAGGCCAAUCCCCAGAAGUGAGUCUUCCCUGUGGAGGGGAACCGAGUGACAGAGCUGCAGUAAAGCAGAUUGUUACAUUGCUGUAUGUAUGAAAGGGUUUCAGGUAGUCAUCCUUGAUAUAAGCCUACUGGUUAUCUGUGUGUGUUAGAGAACUCAUUGGAGGAUUUAGUUCAAAGCAGUAUUUGCUCGAGCCAUAACCAGGCCUGCAGAGCUACAAUACAGUCAUCAGUGCUGACCUGCUGUGCUGCUGCAAACACUGGGACUACUCCUUGUUGCCCAAAGGUUUUAUUUUGUAUUAAUUUUGUUUAAAUCGGUUUAACAAAUAUGCUUGACUAAGUGAUUAUGAAAACAUUCAUACCAAAAAUACUGAUGUUUUUCUAUAUGUGUCUUAUAAGAAAAAGAUGUUUAGUGUGUUUAUUUAUAGUUUCUUUUUUCACUUUGACUUGAGGUUAGGCCUGUUCACUUUAUUUUUUUUCGAGAGAGAAGGAAUAUGAAGCGAUUGCACAGGUGAUGUGGAGAAAGGAACCAAACAGGAAGUGCAUUAUGUUGUGUGAGUCUUUGUAUAUGGAAGUAAGCGGUAAAAGGACUGCGCUGGAAGAUACACUAUACAUACGGACUGAGAAAGAUUAACAUGGAAAUGUAAAUAAUGGAAUUCUGACUGUACCAAAUAAAAGAAAUGAACCAA
Molecule: messenger RNA, 3929 nt
Organism: Osmerus eperlanus (European smelt)
Lineage: Eukaryota; Metazoa; Chordata; Actinopteri; Osmeriformes; Osmeridae
Gene: arhgef3
Product: Rho guanine nucleotide exchange factor (GEF) 3
Exons: 10
Coding region: 546-2048 (500 amino acids)
Biological process (GO): positive regulation of Rho protein signal transduction; intracellular signal transduction
Molecular function (GO): guanyl-nucleotide exchange factor activity
Source: RefSeq, a predicted model, not a curated record